AUGCCGGAGCUGACUUCGAAGGGCACUAUCAUCUCCAAAAAAGGCUUCAAGAAAGCUGUAGCCAAAACCCAGAAGAAAGAGGGAAAGAAGCGCAGGAGAUGCCGGAAAGAGAGCUAUUCUAUCUACAUCUAUAAGGUGCUGAAGCAGGUGCACCCCGACACGGGCAUCUCGUCCAAGGCCAUGGGCAUCAUGAACUCGUUCGUCAACGACAUCUUCGAGCGCAUCGCGGGCGAGGCGUCGCGCCUGGCGCAUUACAACAAGCGCUCGACCAUCACGUCCAGGGAGAUCCAGACGGCCGUGCGCCUGCUGCUGCCCGGGGAGCUGGCCAAGCACGCCGUGUCCGAGGGCACCAAGGCCGUCACCAAGUACACCAGCUCCAAGUAAACGUGCCAAGUAAGC
This is a messenger RNA of Nyctereutes procyonoides (raccoon dog), 399 nucleotides long. RefSeq names its product histone H2B type 1-A. NCBI's taxonomy places the organism in Eukaryota, Metazoa, Chordata, Mammalia, Carnivora, Canidae. The transcript has a single exon. Gene Ontology annotation, molecular function: protein heterodimerization activity; DNA binding; structural constituent of chromatin. Gene Ontology annotation, cellular component: nucleosome. The coding region runs from base 1 to 384 and encodes 127 amino acids. The record is from RefSeq and is a predicted model, not a curated record.